UGCGCGGAAGGUUCCCGUUUAAUAUUAAUGAGUGCGCGCAUUGGCUCAGACGCGCGUCAAUCCCGCAGCGCGACUUCUGUAGGCUGGCACACUUCCUUCAAUAUUAUUUCUGGGGGAGCAGGGUAAAAGUACCAAAAAAUGUUGCCGAUCCACAACACCGGGACGGACUGAAUGGAGGCAACGCUGCCGGGGAGCGGAGUUAAUAAAUCCGUCUAGAGUCAACCGCGACACUCACCGGUAAGAAGAAAUACGAGAGCGGCUUGUUGAGUUCUCCGUAGACGUCCAGCCCUCGGCCUCCCCAUGCCUCCAUCUCCUCUCGACGACAGAAUUGUGGUGGCGCUGCCAAGGCCUAUCCGACCUCAGGAACUCCAACUGCGCCUGGACACCAGCUACCUGGACUCCAUCAGCACCAGCAGCAGCAGCAAGACCGUCAUCAGCACCACCGUGGUGAAGAUCCGGGCGACGGCCAAUCUUGUAACGUAUAUGCCCUCAUCCAAGGGCUCCACGCGCUCGUUGUCGUGUGGAUGCAGCAGUGCCAGCUGUUGCUCUGUGACUACCUAUGAGAAGGACAGCCAGAGCCUCAGCCACAGCCAGGUGAGCGCCAGCAGCCCCAACCUCAGCUAUGCUGCGCCGCCCACGCCUAUGGUCAGCAACCAUGAAGCACUGAGCGCCCCCAGCCUCGCCCCGGGCACGCCGAAGGCCCUGUCCACCCUGAGGGUCAUCCACCCCAAUGAGCUGGCCAAGAGGAUGACCUGCUGCCCCAUGGGCCACCCCAUAGGGCCCGUGCCGGUCAUCAUCGACUGCCGGCCCUUCAUGGAGUACAACAAGAGCCACAUCCGGGGGGCGGUGCACAUCAACUGCUCCGACAAGAUCAGUAGGCGGCGGCUGCAGCAGGGCAAGAUCACCGUGCUGGACCUCAUCUCCUGCCGCGAGGGCAAGGACUCCUUUAAGGGCAUCUUCUCCAAAGAGAUUGUGGUUUACGACGAGAGCACGGCGGACCCCAACCGGCUGACGUCCUCCCAGCCUCUACACGUGGUCCUGGAAUCGCUGCGGAGGGAGGGCAAGGACCCCAUCGUCCUCAAAGGAGGCCUUAGCUGCUUCAGGCAGAGCCACGAAAACCUGUGUGAGCACUCGCUGCACCUUCACGAGGGCUUGGACACGGGCGCAGCCGCCGGCCUGACGGGGGCUCUACCUCACUCCCUGCCCUCCACCCCGGACAUAGAGAAUGCAGAGCUGACGCCAAUCCUGCCCUUCCUUUACCUGGGGAACGAGCAGGACGCUCAGGACGCCAACCUGCUGCAGCGCUUGAACAUCGGCUACAUCCUGAACGUGACCACCCACCUGCCGCUCUACCACUACGACACGGGUCUCUUCGUCUACAAGCGCCUGCCCGCCACUGACAGCAACAAGCAGAACCUGCGCCAGUACUUUGAGGAGGCGUUUGAAUUCAUCGAGGAAGCACAACAAGCUGGUAUGGGCCUACUGAUCCACUGCCAGGCCGGCGUGUCUCGAUCAGCCACCAUCGUGAUCGCCUACCUGAUGAAGCACACCUGGAUGACCAUGACCGACGCCUACAAGUUCGUCAAAACCAGGAGGCCCAUCAUCUCCCCGAACCUCAACUUCAUGGGCCAGCUGCUGGAGUUCGAGGAGGACCUCAACAACGGAAUAACGCCACGAAUCCUCACGCCAAAGCUGAUUGGCGUGGAAACCGUCGUCUAAGCAGACCCCUCGACCCUCGACGCUCGUACUCGCUUCAGGAGAGACUGGUUGCUCGUCGAGCCCGCCGUGGAGCGCGUGACAGAGACGCUGUAUUCUUUUAUGAAUCUCCUCAUGCUCAUCUUGGACUCUCUAGAGUGCCAAAGCUCUGGGUCAGUGGUGAAGAGAAAUGCCAAAAAUCCCUACUGUUUGGACCUGGCCGAAGUCCCGGAGGAAAAGAUGCGUUAGAGAGUGAGAGAUAGAGGAAGAGGUCAGUGGGAAGCUUUCCUUUUGUGACUGCAGAGGAGUGCACACGAGGGUAGAAGAGAAUCGGUAUGGAAAAGAUAUUCUUUUGUGCUUUAGGGGCAGUUACUGUCAACAGAAACUCUUGAAGCUCAAGUUUAUGUUUGCAGACUCAGGCGGUGUUGGCCACGGCAGUGCCUGUCAAUAAAAACAAAAAAGAAAAAAAAACAACAAAAAAAAGAUGACGACUUGUUUGGUGUGUUAAUGUUGUUGUUCUAUUUUUAUACAGGGAUUUACGGGGGUGACCAUGACGAGCCCAUAGCGGCUUACUGUGCAAUAAUUUCAGAGUGGAAUGCAACCUUCGAUCUUAUGUGUAUAUAUCGGUGAUGAUUACGAAACAUUUCCAGCUCUUUGCUGAUGAACCAUUUUAAUGUUAAUAUAACUGCUGUUGUUCAUUUCUAUGGUGCAUACAGAUAGGCUGUAAAAUUUAGGCGCAAACGUGUUUAAGAGAAAGGAAAAAAAUGGGGCUUUACUAUAUCGUUUUUUGUUUUUUUUGUCAGUUGAACCACAAAAUCUUUUUUUUUUUGUCCUUGCUUCUUCGUUUCAGCAUUCCUGCAUCCACAUAUGCAUAUAUUUUAGCAAUACACAUAUUACCAGACAGCCAUAAGAGCUUUUUUUUUUUUUUUGAUGCAUGGCUGCUGGCAGAGGAAAGAAUAAUCAGUGAAUAUUGUAAAACAGGGCUACUGGUGAAUUUCACUGCCUGCUUCUGUCUCCUCUGUUUGUUUAUUUUUUUUUUUUUUUUAGCUUUGGUUCAUCCAGCCCUGUUGUAAUGUAGCUACAUCUUAUGCUCCUGUCCAUGCCCUACAUUGUGAGCUAUGGUUUAACCCUUCCUGAAGUAGCAGAGUUGAGGUGCAGGCCUCAAACAACCACGCACUUCCUGUGGUUGCACAGCAGAGCAGCGUGACCCCCUCGUCUAAUCUUAACCAACUCCCCCGGCCGCUGACUCUGAAGCUACAGCUAAGUGAGCUCUCCUCCCCUGAAUAGGCAAGCGCCGCCGUCACGUGCUGCUCUAGUGCCUCUAUCAAUGCCUUAAUUCAUGUGUCAUGUGAAUGCAGAACACGCCAAGGCUGAACUUUCUAGCUUGCGGACGGAAGUCGACCCACUCCUCUUCCUGUAACAUGUAAAAUUCUGCCGUUCCUGAUCAGUAUGCAGAUACUGGGAAAACUGCAUUCAAAUAAGAGGUAAAAAUAAAAUGUCAUGGGAUUUAGUUUUUGCGAAAGACGAAACCACCGUGAAUUGUAAGUCAAUCUAACAGUACUGUAGUGGCGAGUAUAUGAACACAGCAGGUGUGUUUAAAUAUGCUCACAUGUGAAGCAUUUUUCAACAAAUAUAUGCUUUUUUUUUUAACUUCUCUUAUUCCUUUUUCAGUCGUUAGUGUACGGAUUAUAAAAAAAACUCAUUUAAAAGCAGCCAAAUCACGCGUCUCAUGAUCCGAUUGGCUUUGAUUUGAUAAAUCCAAGGGCCGACGAUGUUUUUCCAACACAUAAACGAGCAUAAACACACGCGGAGUUUAAACCCAGUAUUUUAUAGUUGGCUUACUCCAAGUAAGUCAGCUAAGUAAAUUAUGAUCCCAGUCCUGUUUAUGUUCGUAAUGUUCUUCUGGUUUCUGUUCAUCGUCUGCAUGAAAAUAAAAGGCAGAAAAUGAAGCACAGGGCUAACAAUAUCAUUGCCAAAGCACCAAAAAAAAAUAAAGAAAGAAAGAAGUAAAAAAUACAAACCGUUAAAUCUUUAAGACUGAACCCAAUAUGUUCGAAAAAUUGAUCAUCUGCCUCUGUCUCUGACUCGGUACGGCUUUACGACACACUCACGACAAUGAGCUUGAAGAAUCCCUCAUGUGAAAAAAAUUCAUGCUAUGCAAAAUGAAACCGUUACAGGUCGCGUUCCAGGCUGUCGGGGGAAAGAGCUCUCUGCCAAGCAUGAAUGAGAAGUUUGCAGAGAUUUACAGAGAGAGACAGGUUAAAAGAAAUGGUGUCUACCUGGUGCUUUGAGACACGUUUGACACAGAAGGCGUUUAAUAACCAUUUAGCCCACGUUUGUAGCUUAUAUUCAGUGGUUAACAUUUUGCAAAACAAAAAAAAAGAAAAAAUGGAGGGAGCUUAUCAUCUGAGCCAAGGUUAUAUUAGAAAAAAUGCACCUUUUCAUCCCACCUGCUGGUUCCUACCUACAACCACAGCAGCACAUGGCUUUUGUAUGUACCGAUCUAUCUGACUGAAUAAUGUAACCGUCGUACUGUACGUUAGUCUCUGGUUGGAAACGAAGCAUGCUGUGUGCUCCUGGCUCCCGUGAGGGGCUCUCGCAGACAUUAUGGUGCUGUCUGUCUGUCUGUCUGUCUGUUUUUUGCCACACUGCUCCUCGUGUAGAGGUCAUAGCCUGACUGACAGCUGCAAAAAGACACCUGGGCUCGUUCCCCCGUCAUUUGGACUCGGAACAUUGUGACGCGUGUGACGAGCACUCUUUACGACUAGACUUGUUGGAGAGUCUCUGCUUUGGGCUCGGAGGCUCCGGCGGACGUCGCUCUACAAGUAUCUUUCUUUGUGUCUGUAGUCAACGGUCAAGUAUAUACAGUAUAAAAAUAUAUAUCUAUUUUCUUUGUAUGCAUAUAUAUAUAUAUAUUCAUUACUAUUUUUGCACUGACCUACGGACAGAUGGAUUUAUUUUUUUUCCACAAAAGGGUGCUAUUAUAACGGAGGCCUUCUCCCACACCUUUUUUUGCAUGACUUGCUCAAAAUUCCUCUACUGGUCUGUCAUCUCUCCGACUCUUCUUCUACUACUGUUGCAAUUGAAGCACUGUAAUUUUGUAAAUCCCUACUUGUGAGCUUUGAAAUAAACAGGGAGGCUUCAAAGUUUU
Messenger RNA from Mugil cephalus (flathead mullet), 4846 nucleotides. RefSeq names its product dual specificity phosphatase 10 (gene dusp10). The transcript has 4 exons. The record is from RefSeq and is a predicted model, not a curated record. NCBI's taxonomy places the organism in Eukaryota, Metazoa, Chordata, Actinopteri, Mugiliformes, Mugilidae. Gene Ontology annotation, biological process: negative regulation of JUN kinase activity; protein dephosphorylation. Gene Ontology annotation, cellular component: cytosol; cytoplasm. Bases 301 to 1719 code for a protein of 472 amino acids. Gene Ontology annotation, molecular function: MAP kinase tyrosine/serine/threonine phosphatase activity; protein tyrosine/threonine phosphatase activity.